Molecule: messenger RNA, 5506 nt
Organism: Osmia lignaria (orchard mason bee)
Lineage: Eukaryota; Metazoa; Arthropoda; Insecta; Hymenoptera; Megachilidae
Gene: NFRKB
Product: nuclear factor related to kappaB binding protein
Cellular component (GO): Ino80 complex
Molecular function (GO): protease binding
Source: RefSeq, a predicted model, not a curated record
AAACGGGCGAAAAAUCUCCGCCAUUGAACAGUCGCAGUUAUAAACCGGCAAAGAAGGUGCGCACUCGGGAUCUUUCAAUAUACAAACACCGUGGUUCUGUUCGCUGUAUUCCACGCCAUGACUAAAAUUUGUCGGAAGAGUAGGAGUGCAGUCGCUGUGACAGGUCAAACGGUGAAUAGCGAAGUUACUUAAUAUUUGCCCAAUACGCCAAACGUUUCUCGUAUCGAAAAACGUCGAAUGAUUUAUUAUCAAUUCUUCGUUUCUAUUUCGUAAAUCAUUGUUAGCGGUGAAGAUUUGCUAUUUUCGUAAGAACGGCAGAAUUUACGGAACAAGAAGAGAGCAAGCGCAGAAACUAAAAGGAAUGGAGGUGGACGAAUGUUCAGCUGGUGGAGACAGUGCAGCAGAAGAAGACGAAGAUGAUGCGUCAUCUCAUGGUUCCAGAAGCGAUAGCAGCAGUAGUAGUAUUAGCGGAAGUAGCACAUCAACUGACAGUGGUGACGAUAGCGGAGAAGAACGUGCUACCAGUGGUAGCGAAAGUCAUAGUUCUGGCGAGGAAGACGAAGAAGAUAAUGAAAAUACAGAGUACUCGAUUCAAGCAGAUAGUCCAGAUACUCUGAAAUGGGAAACCUGUAUCGCUGCAAAUACCAAGGUGAAAUUGCCACAGGACCUUUGCGAACACGUUGCAGUUUUUAAGGAGUUUUUAGACUAUCCUUAUAUUUUUAACGAAUGUCUCACUGAGAGUCAGAGGGAAACUCUGUACUCUUUGUUACCAAGCUUCCCAAAAGAUUGUGACGCUGAAGCAGAAACAGAGAAGACAUUGCGUAUGCUAUUCGAACGCGAAAAUCACAGAUUUGGUGUAGCGCCUUUAACUGCAUUUCACAAUCACUUAUCAGCCGGUCAUUACCGGCCUGACAUUAGAAGAAUGUGCAGUUUAGUACGGAAAGCGCAGCAAAGAAGGCUGUUAUUCGAAGAACGAAAACGAUCGUACGAACUUGCCAGCCAGUUAUUGAAAUCCAGAGAAGGCUUGCUGACAAACGCGUACAAACAAGGUUUCUGUCAGCCGACGCAGAGAACGAUGUCGAAAGUCCAAUGGAGAAAACCGAAGCCUGCUAUGGUUGAAGAGAAAACGCAACUGCGCUAUGUGGAGGAACUGAAUGCAAUGAGGACAGAGCUUGGGGCAAGCGCCAAGUUGGCUGCCGACACGACGUCCGAGAACGACGAAAACUAUCCGCAUUAUCAAUUAUCCGGCACUAAGCAGAAGAAGAAGAGGCGUUCUUUUAUGGGUCCUCAAGGUCUCUCGAUCAGAGGUUUGCAAAUGAAUCACGAAGACGAAACGAUUCGACCUGUUUUCUCCACGUUGCAACGAGCCGAAUAUCCUGCGCACAGAUCCUUCAUCCGUGAACAAACCGAAGAAAUUUAUCGUGAAAUGUUGUUGGAGCAUAAAAAGAGGAGAGCACGACGAGAUGUUCAUCCGGAAUUAAAUACGCAAGGUAUUGCUUUGGCUGAUCUUACUCAAAGAGCACAAAUUGGCCAGAAGCAUAAACUGUCGAUCGGUCCUGCUGUGCGUAUAACACCAGCGAAGAAACGAAUAAAAUUAGAACCAUCGCCUUUGUGCCCUCCUGCACCUAGAUUAAUGAAUUCGGUGAAACUCGAGAGUGAUAACAGUGAUUAUUCCCAUACAACAGAUGAAAACAGACAUUCCGGUAUGUUGGAUAUUGAUCAUAGACUGUUAACACCAAUCAAAUCCGAACCAAUGGACGGGUAUGAAGUGCAUCCAAUGACCAAGAAAAAAUUAAGUCCUACCACGUCGAAAGGUAUUAAAUCUUCUGUGAUGACCACGCUAGAAAUUAAAAAAGAAAUUGAGGAUAUAGAGUACGAAGAUAUAAAGACAGAACUUAGUACCGGAAUGAACGAAGAUGCUCCCCCUGAGACGGAAGAAGACGAGGAGAAUGAUAAAAAGGAACUGGAUUUGGAUAGCAUUGAUAUGAUGCAAAUACCGAUUCAGUUGGAUGAUGGAAUUGACAUACUGGAUGACGUAAAAUGCGAAGACGAAGGGGUAAUGUCGAUUACACCACACAAAGAAAUUGCCGUCCCAUCGAAUGAUGAUCAUAUUGAUAUUAAUAGCGGAGCAGAAUUAAUGCAAGAGACACACGCAUGUUUCUUUUCCCUGUUGAGAGAUGCGUUCACCUCGAAAGGUGAAUACAGAAUGAGCACAGGAGAAAUGAAAGAUGCUGUGACACAGUGGCAAGGGAAUCCUAUUUCACCGUUGAACGAUUGGUAUUCCCUGGCUUCUUCCUGGCCAGCGUUGGUUCCACUAGCUUUGGGAUUUCUUGCUGGUGAACUGACGUACAAUCAGGAAUUAGGAGACAGACAAGAACGUGAAUUAGAACUCGUUCCCUAUUUAGAAAACAAAGGAAACGGACUUUAUGCGUGGAUCGGAGCUGGACGAGAUUCAGAUUCUCGGCUUGCUGACUUGUGCGCGAAAUUCUUGUUAUACAAAGAUUCAUUGUGUCCACCAGUGUCUAUCUCAUGCUCCAUAGUAGCUGUGAAACAACAAUCUCAAAUGCUUCAGUCGAACAGCAGUAACGUUAAUAGUAGCGUUGGAAAUACAACGUCGAGUGGCCGAGAUAAUAGUCCUGCUAUUGAAUCGAUCAGCGUAGAUGGUGGAUCUAUUAACACGGUCGCAGAAUGGGAACCACCGCGCGCUUUGUGGCCAACCGAAUGGAAAGUUCGACCGUCUACACCGGAUGAACGAGAGGAAUUCAGGCGACAAGAGCGUAUGCGUUAUGCUGCACCUCAUAAAGCUUUCACUUACAGAAUGCACGGUUACGCGUCGGUUGUUGGUCCUGUGAAGGGUAUCUAUCAGCACAACGUUGCUUCCGGAUUGACGAAAGCUCGCGGACACUCGUUAUUGGUAGCAGACAGACCAAAUUUCGUAACAAUCUUAGCGUUAGUUAGAGACGCUACCGCAAGGCUUCCAAACGGCGAGGGAACCCGUGCCGAUAUUUGUCAAUUGUUGAAAGAUUCUCAGUACAUCAGAGAACAGACGGAUAGCGACGAUAAGGAAGGAUACUUGCAUUCGGUUGUGUCCGGUGCUUUGGACAGAUUGCAUUAUGAAACUGAUCCGUGCGUGCGGUAUUACCCGCGACGGAAAGAAUGGCUGUAUCUUCAUCGAGCACGUUCGGAGUCUGAAUUUGAAAUGUAUCAUCAACAAUUGCAAGGUGUUGCAAAGAAUAAAAAGAACGUUGGUAGUAUGUCUCGUAAUAAAGCUUUGCCGCCGGUUAUAAAGCCUUCUAACGUCAAUAAAGAGCAAUCUCCAAACGGUAGCAAAGAAAGUACACCGAAGAAAGAAAGGAAAACUGUAGCCACAACGCAACCAGUUAUAUCAAGGAAGGAACAGAAAAAGAACGAAGAAAAAGUUAUCAACGAUCAUUCUGUUUCAACCGAACAGUCUAUUGUUGUUUCUAACGUAAUAACUACUAUGAAUUCAACCCCCACUUCUGCCAUCGCUGUAUCAGGAACUACGGUUCCUGUUACGUCUCUACCGACUUGCUGCACCUCGAUGAGCACCGUUACCGUCGAGAAAGAUGUAACAGCCAGUGAAGUGAAACCGCAGAUCACAACAACAGCCCCAGCGAAGAAGACGACGACGACGAAUAUCAGCGGUAAACCAGUCGCUGUUGUGAAGACCAGUGCUCAGAGUUUAUUGCAGUCGAAUCAGCAACAUUUUCCUCAUCACCAAAUCCAAGUGUCGACCUCUGCGGGCUUGCAGACUAUUCGGUUAUCUGGACAUUCUGUACUACAUUCUACUCAGCCAGUCGCAGCCAGUAGCGUUACCAACGCGGGGAACGUGAACACAAGUUUGACGACGAUAUUGCCACCUGGAAAAACACAAAAUCAACAGCAGCAGCAGCAGCAGCAGCAGCAGCAGCAAUCGCAACAGUCGCAACAACAGCAGCAACAACAGCAGCAGCAGACGAUUGUCACUAAUCAAGCAGGAAAAAGUAUUUUGCAGACCGCUAAUAUAAAGCAGCAACAAUCUCAACAGCAGCACGUUCUACCUGGGAAGACACUGUUAGCCUCGCAGAUAAAAUUAGUUAGCCCGGGGCAGAUCAAGUCGCUCCUCACGGGCCAUGGUCUACAAGGGCAAACAAUAUUCAUUAAACAGUCAUCACCGUCUAGUAAUCAAUCACAACAAAUACAGCAACAAUUGAAGCAACAACAGCAGCAGCAGCAACAACAACAACAACAACAACAGCAGCAGCAGCAGCAGCAGCAGCAAAUCCAACAACGGGUUGUAGGAAAUCAACAGCAAUCAAUACAGACGUCGGGUAUGCAACGCAUAAUCGCACAAAUAGGGGGGAAACCGAUCGCAGUACAGAUACAACAAUCACCGCAUCAACAACAGCAACAGCAAAAGAUUCUAGCAAAGGUUUUAACUAGUUCCGGUGGUGGUCAGCUGAUAUCCGUGGAGAGUCUUCUUGCUCAGAAGGGAUUAAAGUUGGCCACUACAGCUGCCCAUGCUAAUCAACUGAACAGACAAGGAAAGCAAGUCAUCCAAACUCAAUAUCAGGUUGUAUCGCAAGCGCAAACUUCUUCGGGGCAGGCGAAAAUCAUAGCCAACGCGCAACAACAACAACAACAACAACAACAGCAGCAGCAGCAGCAGCAGCAGCAGCAACAACAGUCACAACCACAGCAGACACAGACUGUUCGAAUGGUGACUGCACAGUUAUCUGGAAAGCAGAUUGUUUUAGCGAGUGGCAAUAAAAAUGUGGGUGUCGGAGUUAGCAGCAGUGGAAGUGUAGUGCUAGGGAAACAGCAAUCGUCCCAGCAACAGCAACAAAACCAGCAACAACAACCAAUUAUUUUACCCAGUCAGUUGCUCAAUAUCAAAACGUUGCACGGGCUGAAAGUAAUACCAACCCCGGCUGGAUUAAAAACUACAGGGGCGGCGGUAUACGCACGGGUUAUCGCCCCGACUACCAUAACCUCGACACAGUCGGCUGGAAAUCAGCAACAAACGAUUCAGGCUCAACAACCAUCGAGGAGUAACUCUUACAGCACGCCUUGACAAAAUUGACGUUACUUUCUUGUGUUUUAAUUUAAUUGUUCUGAAUUUUGACAAUUUCGCGAAGGAUUAGAAGUACACAAUUUUUAUGUAAAAAGAAUAAAAGUAAUAAAAAUAUCGGAACUUGAUGAAAAAAAAAGAAGAAACAAUCAGUUAAAGUCAGUCUUAGGUAAAGCUGUGUACUUGUGUAUAGCUUUCGCGUAGUAAGGUAACGCAUCGAAAAAAAUGAUGUGGAAAACACUGGAAAAUAAGAACAACGCGAUCGUGACUUUCUUUUGUAAUAAGUGUCGAAUUAUUUACAAAUGCAUGGUACGAUUUCAAAUACAAAACACCGUUUUCUUUUUUUUUUUUCUUCUUUUUUUUUUUCUUAUAUCACGAAGAUUCUUGCAGCGUUGCAAUGUAACACGUAUAAAUAAACCUUAUUAUGUAAUGGUA